AUGAGCAACCCGCUGUUCGUCUUCCCCGCCUCUUUCUCGCCCUCCCUGACGGCCAUCACAACAACAACAACAGCAGCAGCAGCCAACACACCCUCCACCGCCGAUGCAGCAGCAGCAGAGGAUGCACCACCACUUGCUGCUGAACACAUCCCAGCCAACCAACCAACCAACCAACCCAUCGUCCACUGCUGCGCCCGCUGCUGCUGGGAACAGGUGGCGACAGCACAAGUUGCAUUUUCCGCUGGAAGCAGCAGCAAGCAGAGCUCCGCUGUCAUCGUCAUCUCCAUUGCCAUCGACCACACAGCCGACAUCACACGCCGGCCGACACAAGCCCCAAUCUGGCGUGAGGCAGACAUUGCACAUGUCAGUCGCUCUCAUGAAGAGCAGCAGCAACAGGUGAUGGCUGGCUGCAUUGUGGAUGAACUGGCCCUCUGUCUCUCGUCCAUCUCGUCCAUCUCCUCCUCCUCCUCGUUGUCGUCGUUGGUCACCAACAGCAGCGGCUGCGGCCGUGGAUGUGGAGGGGGUGUAAUGUGCGUCGAUGUGCCGUUGCCUCGCAUGACGAUGACGAUGAUGGUGGACGGUGGCCGAUCUCUUCCCGAGUCCCCAUGA
Messenger RNA from Salpingoeca rosetta, 609 nucleotides. RefSeq lists its product as uncharacterized. The coding region runs from base 1 to 609 and encodes 202 amino acids. NCBI's taxonomy places the organism in Eukaryota, Choanoflagellata, Craspedida, Salpingoecidae. The record is from RefSeq and is a predicted model, not a curated record. The transcript is spliced from 6 exons.